Molecule: messenger RNA, 1255 nt
Organism: Oldenlandia corymbosa var. corymbosa
Lineage: Eukaryota; Viridiplantae; Streptophyta; Magnoliopsida; Gentianales; Rubiaceae
Source: the annotation of a GenBank genome assembly
CAUCUCCAUCUAUUCCUCUUCUUCUAGGUUUUUAACAGUCCGGGAGAAUUUACUUCCGGUCCAGCAAAAAAAUAAUAAUAAUAAUAAUAAUAAAAGAUGAUGAAGAUGAAUUCAUCAUGCAGGGGGAGGAGGGUGUUGUUGGUUAUAAUUUCUUUUGGGUUGUUUUUUAUGAAGCCAACCGAAGCCGGAAGGACGAUCAUCGAUAUAACUCACACGUAUAAUAAUAUCAUCUCUGUUUGGGGCGAUGUAGAUGGAAGCAAACCAAUCAUCCACGAACAAGACGGCCACUCUUUCCAAACUGGCGAGUUUACCCUUGGAACUCACUGGGGCACCCAUGUUGAUUCUCCUCAACACUUGCUCAGCUUGAAAAAAAAUCCCAUCUCCGCCAUUAAUCUUGACCUUCAAACUUUAAUCGGUCCGGUGCUGGUUGUUAGAAUUCCUACUGGAGUUCGGAACAUAAAUGCACAAGUCCUGAGAGAUUUGGAUCUGCCCAUCGGACUAGAAAGAGUUAUCUUUAAGACCGAUAAUACUGACAGGCGCCUCAUGAAUCAGAUACCUUUUGAAUGGAAUUAUACCGGACUGGUUCCAGAUGCAGCAGCAUGGUUGGCGCAGAACACUACACUCAAAUUCAUUGGCCUGGAUUAUAUGUCAGUUGCCGCAUAUGACUACGUUGUUCCAGUUCAUGACAUUUUGUUGAACAAGCCGGGCGUAAUUCCAGUGGAAUGCUUGAAUCUUGAGGGCGUGGAGCCAGGAUAUUACGAUGUCUACUGCUUGCCUAUAAAGGUUGCUAUGGAGGCAGCACCAGUGAGAUGCAUCCUCAUGAAAUAAACCCCCCAUUGUUCAUGUACUUCGCGGGAUGCGAAUCCGUGAUUUUUCACGCACACAAUCAAUAAUCUCUCGGUGGAAUAUCAUGUGGGCUGCUGUGUGUAUUUAUGGGGUUGUUAGGUACAUGUGUGUGUGCUGAACUUGGAAUGGGGAGAAGAAAGAUGAUUGAAUCUCCCUCCAUUUAAAUCAACAAAAUGUACUCUUUCGAGCUUCUUGUACUCACUGUCCAGCCAUUUAUAUAGAUUGACUCCUUUCUUCCCAAAGUUAGAUUUUUUUAAAAUUUUUUUUUUAAUUGGCGUUGAUUUUAGCCUUUACUAGUUUUACUGCCAAACUCAAUCAUACAUAUUCAUGUGUUAUAUUUAGGGGGAAAUGAAUAAUUACUGGUUCUAAUUGUAGAUGGAAGAAGUAACACCCGUUAGUUCUGCAAAUA